GAGCCAGUAGGCAGCAGGAGGAGGGGCUUCGCGGAGGGGACUCGCGGCCAACGCCGGUAGCUCAUGUCAUUCCCGGUCGGAUAACGCGGCGGCAGCGGUAGAAGCAGCAGCAGAAGCUAGCGGCAGCGGCGGCGAGGGCAAGGUUGUGUCUGUGAAAUGAGACCAUGACAACUGAUGAGGCUACAAAGAAGGAAGGAGAUGUCCAGAGAGCAACUCUUGUUGAACAAGGCGAGGAUAUCACACCAAACAAAGACAAAGGAGUUCUGAAGAUUGUGAAGAGGCCAGGGAAUAAUGAUGAAUCUCCCAUGAUUGGAGAUAAGGUUUAUGUCCACUACAAAGGAAAGCUGGCCAAUGGGAAAAAGUUUGAUUCCAGCCGUGACAGGAAUGAGCCAUUUAUCUUCAGCCUGGGCAAAGGCCAGGUCAUUAAGGCAUGGGAUAUUGGGGUUUCCACCAUGAAAAGGGGGGAGAUCUGCCACUUGUUGUGUAAACCAGAAUAUGCAUAUGGUUCUGCUGGCAGUGUCCCAAAGAUCCCCUCAAAUGCAACACUCUUCUUUGAGAUUGAGCUGCUAGAUUUCAAGGGGGAGGAUUUAUUUGAGAAUGGAGGCAUCAUCCGCAGAAUCAAACAGAAAGGUGAAGGAUACUCCAAUCCCAACGAAGGAGCUGCUGUACAAAUCCAUCUGAAAGGAUUCUGUGAUGGCAGAAUGUUUGAUUGCAGAGAUGUAGCAUUCACUGUUGGAGAAGGAGAAGACCAUGACAUUCCCAUUGGAAUUGACAAAGCUCUGGAGAAGAUGCAAAGGGGAGAAAAUUGUAUCCUACAUAUUGGAGCACAAUAUGGAUUUGGUGAAGCAGGGAAGCUUAAAUUUGGCAUAGGGCCAAAUGCUGAACUUGUGUAUGAAGUUACACUGAAAAGCUUUGAAAAGGCCAAAGAAUCCUGGGAGAUGGACACCAAAGAGAAAUUAGAGCAGGCUGGCAUCGUCAAAGAGAAAGGGACUGUGUACUUCAAGGAAGGCAAGUACCUACAGGCAAUGAUUCAAUAUGGGAAGAUUGUAUCCUGGUUAGAAAUGGAAUAUGGCUUAACAGAAAGGGAAUCUAAAGCUUCAGAAUCGUUGUUGUUGGCAGCCUUCCUCAACCUCGCCAUGUGCAAUUUGAAGUUGCGGGAGUAUAUGAAAGCUAUUGAGUAUUGUAAUAAGGCAUUAGCACUGGACCAGCUUAACGAAAAGGGCUUGUACAGAAGAGGAGAAGCACGACUACUCAUGAAUGAAUUUGAAUUGGCAAAGUGUGACUUUGAGAGAGUGCUAGAAGUGAAUCCACAAAACAAGGCAGCCAGGUCACAAAUCACUGUGUGCCAGAAGAAGACAAAGGAGCACAAUGAGCGUGACCGGAAAAUAUAUGCCAACAUGUUCAAGAAAUUCGCAGAGAGAGAUGCAAAGGAGGAGGCCAGUAAACCCCCAGGAGAGGAAGAAGAAAAGUCUUGCUCUGAAAUUGAGCUUAAGGAGACAGUGACGGAAGGUGAAGAAGCAGAGGGCCACGUAUGAUUGUGCAGCAGAAAGACAAUCCUUCUGAAUUCUGCCUGCAUUUAAACAGGUUUCUGAAGAACUCAGAAUUCAACAGUGUUUAUUGUAAAGGUUGUUACAGUAGGCGUUAUUGUGGAAGCAAAAAGCCUGUUCAGCAGCUUCACAAGAAACUAUAAAAUCACAGCCACUGCUGUGAGCAUUCUCGGCAGUGGAACAUGAGCAGAGCAACAGUAUGGGAUCACUCCAAGUGGAACAAAUGGUUUUAAAACACACACACAUACAUACAUACAUACACAAAAUGAGUCUUGGCUAUAGAAGAUUUUUACUGAGGUGGCUCAAAGAGAACUCAAUCAAUUUGCAUCAGUUCUAAAGGCAGUGACCAGGGUUCUAUAAAAUGAGUUAGCAUUUAGGAGCUGCCUGCUGUAUAAUUUUGGCAUUGCAUUUGGUGUACUGUAGUAGCACCACAUGGGUGUAUGUUGUCUGUCUUAAACAAAAACAAAACAAAAGAUGCAACUGCUACCAACGCAAGGCAUCCCUCUGGCCCUACUAGAACCAUGCGGAAAGCAGUUUUAUGGCUUUGAAAGCCAUACUCCUGGGAUCUUUUUCAGUCUGUCUUAUAUUUCCAAUGGGUUUCUGUAGCACAAACUGGUUUCUCAGGGAGCUGAGCAGUCCAAAUCACACUCUUAUUUUUAAAUGAUUGUUUGCUGGAAAGGCCCCUGACCCAUGGAUGACUGAGCAUGCCAACUUCAAGGCAAGAGUAUCUUUUCUAUUCCCACCCAAUAAGCUGCUGCAGGUAGGAUGAAAGGUGCACCUGGACUGAGUCAGGAACCCCCUUUUCCCCACAACACCAGUUGGGUGAGGGCACAUCUAUACUCAAGUACAGUAGCCUGAUUCCUCUUGUGGAUUUGUCUUGCAGAUUUGCAGGAAAGGUAUGCAGUGAUAGACCUGGAUUAUGUGUCCAGUCCUUUUUUAGGGACUUUCCGGAUACCUUUCCUGAGAUUAUAAUACAGCGAGUAACCAAGAUAUUAAGAAAAUUACAUUUCUUUUCAGGAAAUUAUUUCCAUUAGUCAUAUUAGCAAUUGAGUUUUGUUUUCCCAUCACAUUAUAAGCAUCUUAAGAAACAAGAAUAAUAUUUUGGUUUUAAAAUUCCUUGCUCGUUCUUAGGAUUCCUAUCUCAAAUUCUUACUUGGAUUUCUCCCCAGAAGCUGUGCCACUGUCUUGUUUUUGUUUGCUUUAUAAAGUGAAGAGGGUCCAUUCUGCAUCCAACCAAUGGUUUUUUCGAAAUGAUUUUAGCUUAAAGCAGCAGAUGUCACUGCAGAUGAAGUAUCAGAGUCAUAUCAAUCUCCAUUGUUUCUCAAAAUGCAUAACAGCACUGAAAUGCAACUCCUAGAGAAAGAUAAUUGUACUCAAGUCCCACUGAAAUCAUGAUGAUUUUAAGUGCAAAAAAUGUAUCUUAGUUUGGGUCAGCAAGUUUACUGAUCUGUGAUGGAAUGCAAACAAAUCCACAGCAUAUACAGUGGACGCUUGGGUUGCGAACAUGAUCCGUGCAGGAGGCAUGUUCACAACCCACAGCGUUUGCAACCCGCAGUGCCGCAUCUGCGCACGCGCGGGUCGCAAUUCUGUGCAUGCACAAAGCGUGAUUUAGUGCUUCUGCGUAUGUGCAAGUGUCGAAACCCCGACGUAACCCAUUCUGGGACUUCCAGGUUCAGCGCGGUGCGUAACCCGAAAACACGCAACCUGAAGCGGCCAUAACCCAAGGUAUGACUGUACUGUACUGCUAUAGCACCAUUACAGACUAGGACAUUUUGCUUUCCUAUAUACCA
This is a messenger RNA of Zootoca vivipara (common lizard), 3337 nucleotides long. It is a transcript of the gene FKBP5, whose product is annotated as FKBP prolyl isomerase 5. Gene Ontology annotation, molecular function: protein binding; peptidyl-prolyl cis-trans isomerase activity. Lineage: Eukaryota; Metazoa; Chordata; Lepidosauria; Squamata; Lacertidae. The record is from RefSeq and is a predicted model, not a curated record.